AUGGUUAAUACAACUCCGAUUAAUAUUGAUAGAUGGUUAGAAGAAAAUCCAGAAUUGUUAGCUCCACCGGUUUCUAACUACUGUCUACACAUGGAUGGUUUUACAGUAAUGUUAAUUGGUGGUCCAAAUGAUAGAACAGACUUUCAUAUAAACCCUACACCAGAAUGGUUCUAUCAAAAGAAAGGGACUAUGCAUCUAAGGAUUCGUGAUCCAGAUGAUGAUCAAUUUAAGACUGUAAUUAUUAAUGAAAACGAUUCUUACUUGUUGCCUGCAAAUGUACCACAUGCGCCAAUUAGAUUUAAGGAUACCAUUGGAAUUGUUGUUGAAUUGGAAAAUCGUGGUGAGAACCGUGAAGAUUCAAUGUUAUGGUAUUGUAAGAAUUGUAAUGAGAUAUUGUACAAGAAGUCGUUUAUUAUGAAAGAUUUAGGUAGUCAGGUUAAAGAACAAAUUGAUUUGUUUAAAAGUAACGCAACUUUAAGAACCUGCGGUAAAUGCGGUACAAUUAACUAG
Maudiozyma saulgeensis is the source of this 510-nucleotide messenger RNA. The record is from the annotation of a GenBank genome assembly. Lineage: Eukaryota; Fungi; Ascomycota; Saccharomycetes; Saccharomycetales; Saccharomycetaceae.